UUGUAUUCGAGUCCGUUGAUUAGCUAUAUAUUUGACAAGUCGACAGAUUAAGAGUGCUUAUCAUAUACUUUAAAAUCGAGAUUCUUGUUCAAACUGAUGUCCAAAAACGAAAAAACCUGUACGAAAGAAGUCGAUGAAGUCUGUUCAACACACCAAGAUGAAACUUUAAAACCUGAUACACCAGAUCAUGUUACAACAUUUAAUCGGAAAAUUACAAUUAAUAAUGGAACAAUACUUAGAAGUAGAGAUCGUGUACAACAUCAUGAAGCUUGUAGUAAACUAGUGGACCACAGCAAAUUUGAUAAAUCGGAAUAUUAUGGCAAUGUUCCGGAGAAAUAUGUAGCAAGCAUUGCUGAAGACAAUAUGCAUAUGAGACCAUGUCCUGCUGUAAUGGUGCCACCACCGCCGCCAGAUCCACCCAAUCCAAAUUAACAAUGAUCGAAAUUGUACUUGAAAUAAAAUUAGUAAUUUG
This is a messenger RNA of Mytilus trossulus (common blue mussel), 472 nucleotides long. RefSeq lists its product as uncharacterized. The transcript has 5 exons. The record is from RefSeq and is a predicted model, not a curated record. NCBI's taxonomy places the organism in Eukaryota, Metazoa, Mollusca, Bivalvia, Mytilida, Mytilidae. The coding region runs from base 97 to 432 and encodes 111 amino acids.